AUGGAGAGCAGGGCCAUCGCCGGCAAGCAAAUUACUGCCUCUUCGCAAUGGGAUCACAAUGAAGCUGCUCAUAAUGGUAGACUUCACUUUAAAGAAUCAGGUUACAAAGCAGGGGCUUGGGUGGUUCGCACAAAUGAUGAAAACCAGUGGCUCCAGAUAGAGCUGAUUAAUUCAAACGUUAAAAUAACAAAGGUUGCAACACAAGGACGAAACAGUCGAACGUUUUUUUACUGGGUAACCAACUACCAUUUAACUUACAGCAACGAUGGAGUAAAGUUCCACAUUUAUAGAGAACGUGGACAUAUAGAAGCGAAGAAUUUCGUUGGAAACACAGACAAAGACACUGUCGUGUCCCAUGAUCUUUUUCCACCAAUUAGAGCAAGAUACAUCCGUUUCCGACCGACAGCUUGGUAUGGUUGGAUAACAAUGCGAGUAGAGCUGUACGGCUGUUUAGGUAAAUAUGAAAUCGAUUUGUUGAUAACGAGUAAUGCGUUGAUUGACGUGUAA
This is a messenger RNA of Pocillopora damicornis (cauliflower coral), 507 nucleotides long. RefSeq names its product polycystin-1-like protein 2. Lineage: Eukaryota; Metazoa; Cnidaria; Anthozoa; Scleractinia; Pocilloporidae. Gene Ontology annotation, biological process: detection of mechanical stimulus. The record is from RefSeq and is a predicted model, not a curated record. Gene Ontology annotation, molecular function: protein binding; calcium ion binding; calcium channel activity. Gene Ontology annotation, cellular component: membrane.